GGCGGCCUCCCCCUGGCGAUCAUUCUUCCCCUCCAACUUUACCCUUAAGGUCUCUCUCCAAGCUCAACAUUCUCACACUUUCUAAGAGACUAUUUCUUUUCACUGAAUUCGGGCUUCUCAAAAAACAUUAAGUUUGACCUCAAACACAUCCAACCUUCGAAGACUGCAGAUAUCCCUGAGCCAAGGAAAUGGGAAAGAUCUGGCUUCCUGCUUGGAACGAGGGGAAUGAGGAAAAUACAAGAGAAGAAAGAAAAAGAGCAGUUGCUGUGGCCAAGAACUGCUACACACCCACCUUCCACACCCAGGAGAGCUGAAGUGGUCAGCACUGGGCAAGGUCGCAUGUCUCCUCCUCCUUCCUGCCUGGGCACUGUCCCACCGGAUCCCAGAUCCGCGCUGCCUUCCAGCCUCACCCCCCUCCCCACAGAAGAGGUGCUGUUGGAAUUCCAGCCGCGCCAGGACUCCUGGGGAGAGAGAGAAGACCUCCCUUUCCCUGCUGCUCUGGCUCUUCCACAGGAGUGAGACCACCAUGGCUCAGGAGAAGUUCUUCAGCCUGUUCCCCCUCCUGGUCCUGGUGCUGCUGGUGCUGGGCUGUGUCCAGCCUUCUCUGGGCAAGGAAUCAAGGGCCAAGAAGUUCCAGCAGCAGCACAUGGACCCGGACACCUCCGCCAUCAGCUCUGGCUAUUGCAACCAAAUGAUGAAGCGCCGGAAUAUGACAGAUGGAUGGUGCAAGCCGGUGAACACCUUUGUCCACGAGCCUCUGCCAGAUGUCCAGGCCGUCUGCCUCCAGGGAAAUGUCGUCUGCAAGAAUGGGCAGCCCAGCUGCCACCAAAGCAGCUCCAGGAUGCACAUCACUGACUGCCGCCUGAGGAAUGGCUCCAAAUACCCCAAAUGCCAAUAUCAGACCAUGCAGAAAGAGAAAUCCAUCAUCGUGGCCUGUGAGGGGGACCCGUAUGUGCCAGUCCACUUUGACGCUUCUGUGUAGGUCUCCACCUGAGGCCAGAGCAGCGAGAUGCCCCACCUCCCUAUGGUAGCACCUGCUUCUCUCCUCUCCCUUCCUUGCUCUGAGGGAAAGAACUCCAGUCAGAGCUCCUAUCCAAAACACAUGCUUCCCUGCCCAGGGCUUGCCCCUUCGUGGUUUGGAGGGUGAGGUGGGCCCCGUGUGAACCACUUCACUGCUUCUUUCAAUAAAACACAGUUGCAACCAC
This is a messenger RNA of Leptonychotes weddellii (Weddell seal), 1205 nucleotides long. The record is from RefSeq and is a predicted model, not a curated record. NCBI's taxonomy places the organism in Eukaryota, Metazoa, Chordata, Mammalia, Carnivora, Phocidae.